Molecule: messenger RNA, 2298 nt
Organism: Prunus avium (sweet cherry)
Lineage: Eukaryota; Viridiplantae; Streptophyta; Magnoliopsida; Rosales; Rosaceae
Source: RefSeq, a predicted model, not a curated record
CUCUAUUUCCCAUCCCUCUCUCACUUCAAAAAUCAAAACACAAACCACUACGAAGUCCCAACUAAACAAUCCACCCUCUCUCUCUCUCUCUCUCUCUCCUGCUCUAAAACCCUAUCGCCCUCCAUCUCUCUGCCUCUCUUUUAGGGUUUCAGAUUCUUAUUUUCAUUGAACCGAUACGAUGUCGUUGAGGCCGAACGCGAGGGCGGAGGUCCGCCGGAACAGGUAUAAGGUGGCCGUGGACGCGGAGGAGGGUCGUCGGCGGAGGGAGGACAACAUGGUGGAGAUCAGGAAGAACCGCAGAGAAGAAAGCCUCCAGAAGAAACGUCGCGAGGGCCUUCAACCUCCGCAAUUGUCCUCUAAUCUUCACUCCUCCGGCCUAGAGAAGAAGCUAGAGCAUCUACCAUCUAUGGUUGCUGGUGUUUGGAGUGAUGAGAGCAGUCUGCAGCUUGAGGCAACUACUCAAUUUAGGAAGUUGCUUUCAAUUGAACGUAGCCCUCCGAUUGAGGAAGUCAUACAAUCGGGUGUCGUUCCUCGCUUUGUUGAGUUUCUAAUGAGGGAGGAUUUUCCACAACUUCAGUUUGAGGCAGCUUGGGCUCUGACAAACAUUGCUUCUGGGACAUCUGAGAACACUAAGGUGGUGAUUGAUCAUGGAGCUGUUCCAAUAUUUGUGAAACUGCUUAGUUCUCCAAGUGAUGAUGUCCGUGAGCAGGCUGUCUGGGCAUUGGGAAAUGUUGCUGGUGAUUCCCCUAGAUGCCGUGAUCUUGUACUCGGCAAUGGGGCUUUGAUUCCAUUACUUUCACAGCUGAAUGAGCAUGCAAAGCUCUCUAUGCUGAGAAACGCUACUUGGACACUGUCAAACUUUUGCAGGGGCAAACCACAGCCUCCAUUUGACCAGGUUAAGCCUGCCCUUCCAGCUCUUGCACGUUUGAUUCAUUCAAACGAUGAAGAAGUAUUGACCGAUGCCUGCUGGGCUCUGUCUUAUCUUUCUGAUGGUACAAAUGACAAAAUCCAAGCUGUUAUUGAAUCUGGAGUAUGCCCCAGGCUUGUUGAGCUUUUACUUCAUCCAUCUCCUUCAGUACUCAUUCCUGCCCUCCGCACAGUCGGAAAUAUUGUUACUGGAGAUGAUAUGCAAACUCAGGUUAUCAUCCAACAUCAAGCUCUUCCUUGCCUGCUGACCCUUUUGACUAAUAAUUAUAAAAAGAGCAUCAAGAAGGAAGCUUGCUGGACUAUUUCAAAUAUCACAGCUGGAAACAAGGAUCAGAUUAAGGCUGUAAUUGAUGCUGGUAUAAUCGCACCUCUUGUUAGUCUGCUUCAAGGUGCUGAGUUUGAUAUAAAGAAAGAGGCUGCUUGGGCAAUCUCAAAUGCUACGUCUGGUGGUUCUCAUGAGCAGAUAAAGAUCCUAGUAGAUCAAGGGUGUAUCAAGCCAUUGUGUGAUCUUCUUAUCUGCCCCGAUCCUAGAAUUGUUACGGUUUGCUUAGAAGGCCUGGAGAACAUAUUGAAGGUUGGAGAAGCUGAGAAGAACUUGGGCACUACUGGAGGUGUAAAUCUCUAUGCUCAGGCGAUUGAUGAUGCUGAAGGGUUAGAGAAAAUUGAGAAUCUACAGAGUCAUGACAACACUGAGAUUUAUGAGAAAGCAGUAAAGAUUCUUGAGACAUAUUGGGUGGAGGAUGAAGAUGAAACAAUGCCACCAGGCGAUGCUUCUCAAACUGGGUUCAACUUUGGAGGGAGUGGCAUGCCAACUGUCCCAUCCGGCGGAUUCAACUUCAGCUAGAGAAAUCUUCAUCAUUACACAGCGAAGUCCUUGAGUAUGGCAAGGCAAUAAUCCAGUCAGGUCAGGUCAGGUCAGGCGUCUUUAUAUGUUCGGGUCCUGUUUGUAGGGUUUUUUGUUGGGUGGCUGGCUCAGGUGUUUGCAACAGUUGUGGUUUAAACUGGUUCUGGCACCCAUGGGUUGAUUAUAUGAUGGACAUCUAUCUGCAACAAAGAUUGAAAGAAGAAAGAAAAAACUGGAGUUGUUUUUCGGAGAGUAGUCGGGCUAUCCUAUGAAGCAAGAUGCUAGGAGCUUUUGUUAUUUUGUUUUCCAUUUGUUUAGUUGUGUCAUAUAAGUGGGUAUUGGUCGGUCAUAUGUCCUACAGUUGUUCACAAGUGUUUUGGAACUCCCAAACUUGCAUGAUAAUUUUCCUUCCUUCAUUCCAACCCUAGUGCAAGGAUUUCUAUUCCUGUCGAGAUUGUAUGUUAUGUGCUGUUGAGUCCGUUUCCCUUUUUGGGCUCCAGAUUUGUUGGGUAAAAUAUAUUGCCAAA